GUCAGGCUGAGGGAAGGCUGGCAAGUCUACAGCUCGGCCCAGGACCCUGAUGGAAGAUGCAUCUGCACAGUAGUGGCUCCGGAGCAGAACCUGUGCUCCAGGGAUGCACGCAGCAAGCAACUGCAACGGCUCCUCGAAAAGGUGCAGAACAUGUCUCAAUCUAUUGAAGUUCUGAAUCUGAGGACUCAAAGGGAUUUCCAGUACGUCUUGAAAAUGGAGACUCAAGUGAAAGGAAUGAAGGGGCAGUUCCGGCAAAUUGAGGACAAUCGGAAGAGUCUGUUGUCAAAACACUUCCAGGAGCUGAAGGAGAAGAUGAAGGAGAUGCUGCCAUUAAUUCCUGUGCUGGAACAAUACAAAACAGACAGCAAGCUAAUCCUACAGUUCAAAGAGGAGGUGAAGAACCUGUCAGCAGUUUUGACAGGAAUCCAGGAGGAAAUCGGGGCUUACGACUAUGAAGAACUUCAGCGCAGGGUGUUGAACCUGGAGGCCAGACUCCAAGACUGUGUGAAGAAACUCUCCUGUGGCAAGUUGAUGAAAAUUAGUCUGCCGAUCACAGUGAAGACAUCCGGAACCAGGUUUGGAGCAUGGAUGACUGACCCUCUGGCAACACAGAGAGAUGACAAGGUGUGGUACAUGGAUGGAUACACAAGCAGCAAGGUAGUGCUGGAAUAUCAGUCCAUGGCGGGCUUUGUCAGUGGGGAGGAUUACAGGCAGUACCGUCUGCCCUACCCAUGGGCUGGCACCAAUCACCUGGUCUAUAAUGGCUCUCUCUACUAUAACAAGUAUCAGAGCAACACGCUCAUCAGGUACAACUUCCAGACGAGUUCAGUACAGGCACAGCGCAGCCUAGAAUACGCUGGCUUCAAUAACAUGUACCCCUACACCUGGGGCGGCUUCUCUGACAUCGAUCUCAUGGCUGACGAGGGUGGGAUCUGGGCUGUCUACGCGACCAACCAGAAUGCAGGAAACAUUGUCAUCAGCCAGCUGGACACACAGACACUGGAUGUGCGUCGGACCUGGAACACAGGUUACCCCAAGAGGAGUGCCGGAGAGGCGUUCAUGAUCUGCGGAACCCUGUACGUCACCAACUCCCACGUGACGGGUGCGAAGGUCUACUACGCAUACUCCACCAAGACCUCCAGCUAUGAGUAUAUCGACAUCCCCUUCCACAAUCAGUACUUCCACAUCUCUAUGCUGGAUUACAAUGCCAGAGACCGCACACUGUACGCAUGGAACAAUGGCCAUCAAGUGCUCUUCAAUGUCACCUUGUUCCAUGUUAUUCAGACCCAGGGAGAAAUGGAGACUCCUGGGGAGCAGUAA
Molecule: messenger RNA, 1320 nt
Organism: Hypanus sabinus (Atlantic stingray)
Lineage: Eukaryota; Metazoa; Chordata; Chondrichthyes; Myliobatiformes; Dasyatidae
Gene: olfm3a
Product: olfactomedin 3a
Exons: 5
Coding region: 151-1320 (389 amino acids)
Biological process (GO): signal transduction
Source: RefSeq, a predicted model, not a curated record